UGCGUGUUUUCCCCGGUCUCUUUUCUCGGUUUUAUGUGGUGGGCUGACUGAGAUUCAGGGACACCAAGACGUGGUCUCGGCACUGCUCGAUGCAGGUGCUAAGGUCGACCAGCAGGAUCGCAAUCAGUGGAGCGCUCUGAUGUGGGCGAUGACGAACCGGCAUAAAACGAUCGCGAAAAUUCUUCUGGAUCACGGAGCGUCGCCAGAUAUCAAGUCCUCGUCGGGUGGCACGGCGUUCGACUUCGCGCAGCCGGGCAGCGAGAUCUCGGAAUAUCUGCAUGAGAAUGGGUACAACUUCGGGCCGAGCGCGAUCGAGGACGACUUCUACGACUCCGGGUUUGCUCAUGGUCGCUUCGAGGAGGAGUUUGCUGAGAAUGAGAUGAAGCGGCGCAUGAUGAUGGAGGAGAGUGCGAUCAACCUGGAAGUUGACUUGUCGAGCCUGGGGCUCGAUGAGAAAUUCGACGUACGUGUCUGGAUUCUUGAUACAUAUCUGUUCUAUGCAGUGCUGACCGUUCCUGGGCUGGUAGUCAUUUGAAGAAGAGGACCUCGAAGAAGAACAGCAGGAGUUUGUUUGGGACCGAUGUCUGAAUGAUCAGAUGUUUGUCUUCCAGGACCACGAGUUGGAACGGAUUCUGGACAUAAUCAUCACCAACAUGACUCCGCAACGCUCCCCCUCGCAAAAGCCCGUGCCCGCCAACCUACUUUUCCUCAGCGCGCGGUAUGCGCACUACCAUGCCAGCCCCGAAUUGCUGGCCCAGCUUCUGGUGUCGGCGACGGACAAGAUCAACGACGUGGUCGAACGCCAUCAAUGGGAUAUGACUAUCCUGGCAUUCUGGAUGUCCAACGCCACUCUCCUGCUACAUUACUUAAAGAAGGACGGCGGCCUGGUAGAGUCUACUGUGGAGUUUCAGCUACAUCUGGCCGAACUGGUCAACGAGAUCUUCAUCCUGAUCAUCCGCGACGCGGAGCGCCGCAUGAACAAAGUGUUGGACCACGCGAUGCUGGACCACGAGACGAUCCCGGGAUUGGAAGACGUCCACUUCCAGAACGAGUGGAAACUCUUCCGCUCGAAAUCCAAAGCCAAAGCCCCCGAACCCGCGGAGAAGCGCUUUCGACCGCCCUCUCCCCGCCGGCGAGCGCAGAUCUCGCCGCGCAAUAUCACCUCCCUACUGUCGUCGACCCUCUUUGUCCUUGACCUCUACGACGUCCACUCCGUCAUCACUACGCAGAUCAUCUCGCAGCUCCUCUACUGGCUGGGAGCCGAAAUCUUCAAUCGCAUCAUGACCACCAAGCGAUAUCUGGCGCGCACCAAGGCGAUGCAGAUCCGCAUGAACGUGUCGACCCUGGAGGACUGGGCUCGCAACAACAACCGGCAGCCGGAGCACUACGAGAACGGGUCAACCAGCUGCACGGGCGAAAGCACCAUGGAAGCGGCGCGCCGACACAUGGCACCUGUUAUUCAACUUCUCCAGUGGCUGCAAUGCUUCUCGUCGCUUGGGGACGACUUCGAGUCGCUGGUGACCACGUUGCUUCAACUGCAACAACUGACGCCGGCGCAGCUGCUUCACGCGGUCAAGUCGUAUCGGCCGGAGGUGGGGGAGAAGGGACUGACCAAACCGGCGAUGAAGUUCUUGAUCGAGUUGCAACGCGACCCGGACCUGCUGCACCGGGAGUCGGCCAAGAUGCAGCAAGCGCACAGCACGCCGGCGGCUGGAUCCGCCUCCGCCGACGAGCGCCCCGGGACGCCUCGCGCCGACCAGGCGACGCCGCGAACAUCGGAGGCGCCGGGCACCCCCGAGCGGUCGGGACGAACGUCGACGUCGAUGGCCUCGCCGUCAUCGACCAACGCGUCGCGCAUGGACGAUCGCAACGGAGCCAACGGCAUCUUUUUGGAUCCGUCGUUGACGCUGCCCUUCUCGUUACCUACCAGCACGGACAUGUUGAUCAGCUACGGGGCGGGAUGGGGCGGGACGAAUCGUGAACGAGCGCGCAAGUAUAUUCCGACGGUGCCACCGGAGGUGUUGAGUCGAUUUGAUCGCGAUAGUUAGAAAAUAAAUUAGACAAGGAAGAACGAGGUGGAGAAGGAGAGAAGCGGGCAAGGCGAGGAUGACUGGUUGUGUGAUAUACCCCCCGUUCAGUCGGAUGAUUCUUUUUCAAUUCGAGUAUAUAGGAUUUUUGGCCAGUUCAUAGUACGGAGUAGUGGGAGUACACAAUGUAGAUAAAAGAGAAAGGAGGCAAUCUCCAGCAGAUGGCGAUGUUCAUUGGAAUUACCAGAUCCGGCGUCAGACGAGAUCAAGAUGAAACCGCCUCGUUUGGCGUCCAGCAAAGUGGCUCCAAACGGUCCAAACCAGGCCGAAAAGGGGAAGCAGAGAGCCAGGCAUCGACAUUUCGUCUUGGAUUCAUUUUAAUUUCAAGCCUUGUUUUGGGGCCUUAUUGGUUCCCGUGGGUCGGUUGGUCUGUCGAGUUCGUGGGAGGUUCAAUUGUUCAUAUAUAAGGCGGGAGUGCCUGCCGAACCACUUGAGUCUGUCUGUGAGUCUGAUUCGGAUUCUAUACGUCUGUAAAUUUUCUCUCGACGUGGUGAACCGGACCGAGCCGUUCGGAGGAAGUGGGAAAAAGAAAAGAAGAAGGUCGACUUCCAAGACUUUGU
This is a messenger RNA of Aspergillus melleus, 2647 nucleotides long. RefSeq lists its product as uncharacterized. The record is from RefSeq and is a predicted model, not a curated record. Lineage: Eukaryota; Fungi; Ascomycota; Eurotiomycetes; Eurotiales; Aspergillaceae. The coding region runs from base 597 to 2048 and encodes 483 amino acids. Gene Ontology annotation, molecular function: GTPase binding. The transcript has a single exon.